Molecule: messenger RNA, 4115 nt
Organism: Neopsephotus bourkii (Bourke's parrot)
Lineage: Eukaryota; Metazoa; Chordata; Aves; Psittaciformes; Psittacidae
Gene: EML4
Product: EMAP like 4
Exons: 24
Coding region: 123-3092 (989 amino acids)
Biological process (GO): microtubule cytoskeleton organization
Cellular component (GO): mitotic spindle
Molecular function (GO): microtubule binding
Source: RefSeq, a predicted model, not a curated record
AAGCAUCUGAGCUGCUUUGCUUUCUCCUGCUAAAGGCAGAGCUUCCAAAGAAAAGGCAGCAGCAAGUCCUGUUGAGAUCUGCAGUAGCCCUGUGUCAAAGAGGCUGGAUGGCAGCAGGAUAAAUGGAUUCUCUUCCUAAUCACUGUGAUGACAGCAUCUCAGCUGCGAGCACGUCUGAUGUCCAGGACCGCCUUUCAGCCCUGGAGCUGAGAGUACAGCAACAAGAAGAUGAAAUCACUGUGCUCAAGGCAGCGCUGGCUGAUGUGCUGAGGCGUCUCGCCAUCUCUGAAGAUCAUGUAGCUUCUGUGAGAAAAUCAGCACCAAGCAAAGGUCAGCCAAGCCUCCGAGAAGCGAUCUCCAUGUCCUGUAUAACCAAUGGGAGUGCAGGAAGCAGGAAAACAAGCCACAGUUCCUCUGUUUCUGUUGCCAGAAAAGAAACUCUUUCGUCUGCUGCAAAAAGCGGUACAGAAAAAAAGAAGGACAAACCACCAGGACAGAAAGAAAAAAAAGAGGAAUCUCAUUCUAAUGAUCCAAGUCCGCAAACGCAAGCAUCACCUUCUCCUCAGCCCUCCUCCCAGCCUCUCCAAACACACAGGCAAACCCAGGAAAGCAAGAGUUCUGCUCCAGCUAAAAGCAUAAAGAAAUCCCUGACUGCUGAGAAGCCUCACAGUGCUUGGGAGAGCUCAGACGACAGCCGGAACAAGCUGCUGCGAGUAGCAUCGACAUCUAAAUUAAUAUCAAAAGUGGCAAAGAAUGCAGAUAAGCACAAAGAUGUCAUCGUCAGCCAAGCAAAAAUGUCAACUCGUGAAAAAAACAGCCAAGAGGGAGAAUACAUCAAGAUGUUCAUGCGGGGCCGGCCAAUCACGAUGUUCAUUCCUUCAGAUGUAGAAAACUAUGAUGAUAUUAGGACAGAGCUGCCUCCUGAGAAGUUAAAACUGGAGUGGGUAUAUGGGUAUCGUGGAAGAGACUGUCGAGCCAACGUUUACCUCCUCCCUACCGGAGAAAUCGUGUACUUCAUAGCAUCAGUGGUGGUACUAUUUAACUAUGAGGAGAGAACUCAGCGACACUACUUGGGUCACACAGACUGUGUUAAAUGUCUUGCAGUUCAUCCAGACAAAAUUAGAAUUGCAACAGGACAGUUAGCUGGAGUGGAUAAAGAUGGAAGGCCUCUGCAGCCCCAUGUUAGGGUAUGGGACUCGGUGAGCCUGGUGACGCUGCAGAUUAUUGGCCUCGGCACUUUUGAGCGUGGAGUGGGGUGUCUGGAUUUUUCCAAAGCGGACUCUGGUACUCAUCUGUGUGUAAUCGACGACUCCAAUGAGCACAUGCUCACUGUGUGGGAUUGGCAGAGGAAAUCCAAAAUAGCAGAAAUCAAGACUACAAAUGAAGUUGUUCUUGCUGUAGAAUUCCAUCCAACUGAUGCAAAUACCAUCAUAACAUGUGGCAAAUCUCAUAUCUUUUUCUGGACCUGGAGUGGCAAUUCAUUAUCAAGGAAGCAAGGGAUAUUUGGGAAAUACGAGAAACCCAAAUUUGUUCAGUGUUUGGCAUUUUUGGGAAAUGGUGACGUGCUCACUGGAGACUCAGGUGGGAUAAUACUUAUAUGGGGCAAAACUACUGUAGAAUCCACUCCAGGAAAAGGACCUAAAGGUGUGUAUCAGAUAAGCAGACAAAUCAAAGCCCACGAUGGCAGUGUGUUCACACUCUGUCAGAUGAGGAAUGGGAUGCUGCUAACUGGAGGUGGGAAAGACCGGAAGAUCAUCCUGUGGGAUCAUGAUUUGAAUCCUGAAAGGGAAAUUGAGGUUCCUGACCAGUAUGGAACAAUCAGAGCAGUAGCAGAAGGAAAAGCAGAUCAGUUCUUAGUGGGUACUUCACGGAACUUUGUCUUGCGGGGCACAUUUAAUGACGGUUUCCUGGUAGAGGUACAGGGACAUACAGAUGAACUCUGGGGACUGGCAUCCCAUCCUUUCAAAGACCUAUUCUUAACAUGUGCCCAAGAUAGGCAAGUUUGUAUGUGGAAUUCUGUGGACCACACACUGGAAUGGACCAGGCUGCUAGAUGAACCAGGGCACUGUGCUGACUUCCAUCCCAGCGGAGCAGUGGUCGCGAUAGGAACACACUCGGGCAGGUGGUUUGUUCUGGAUGCGGAAACGAGGGAUCUGGUUUCAAUACACACUGAUGGCAAUGAGCAGCUCUCGGUGAUGCGCUACUCAGUAGAUGGCACCUUACUUGCAGUUGGAUCCCACGACAACUUCAUUUACCUCUACGUAGUAACAGAAAAUGGAAGAAAGUAUAGCAGAUACGGAAAAUGCACUGGACAUUCCAGCUAUAUUACACACCUUGACUGGUCCCCAGACAACAAGUAUAUAAUGUCAAACUCAGGAGACUAUGAAAUACUAUACUGGGACAUUCCAAGUGGCUGUAAGCUAAUCAGGAAUCGUUCUGACUGUAAGGAUAUAGAUUGGACAACAUACACUUGCGUGCUAGGCUUCCAAGUGUUUGGAGUUUGGCCUGAGGGAUCAGACGGGACAGACAUCAAUGCCCUUGUCAGAUCCCGGAACCGAAAAGUGAUAGCAGUUGCUGAUGAUUUUUGUAAGGUCCAUCUCUUUCAGUAUCCCUGUUCCAAGCCAAAGGCUCCAAGUCACAAAUACAGCGCUCACAGCAGCCAUGUGACAAAUGUCAGCUUCACCCACAGCGAUUGCCACUUGAUUUCAACUGGAGGGAAAGACAUGAGUAUUAUCCAGUGGAAACUCGUGGAGAAGGUCACUCUACCCCAAAAUGACCUUGUCGUAGACAUCGGUGCCACCAAAGUGCCCAUCCCUGCCGGUGACAGCGCUGCCCAGUGCCCUGCUCCUCUGCCACAGCCUUUCAAUGACAUGAACCAAACUGAAAGCGUAACUGGCAGCUCCCCAGCUUCCUUGGAGAGCAACUUGGAGCAGUCUGCAGAGGCCAGCGAGGAGCAGAGUGAGGAGCAGAGCGAGGGGAGCAGCCUGGAUCCCACCGAGCCGGGCUAUGAGGAGCCCUGCAACGAGAUGAGCGAGGAGCACAGCGAGUCCACGGUCACCGAAGAGCAGCAGGAUAACUCACCGGUGUCCUAACGCGCCCAGCUCAGGCGGUUGUGGUUUCUUUUGGUGUGCGUGCUUUCAUUACAGGGUGAGGGUUCAAAUAGGGAGAAGUAGCUGAGAUUCGUGACCACUCCAGCUUUUUGAGUUUCAGUGAGAUUUUUAUAGUCUGAGCUUCAGUUCGAUGCGUGGAACCAUCCCAAGGGCCUGGCUUGAUGGUCUUGUGUCAAGAUCCGGUCACAGUUAGUAGUGGACAUUAUCAUAGAUCCAUUUCAGUUCUGAAAUUGCUGUCAGGAAGCGGCAUGAAGUACAUACUGGAGAAGAAGGUUAGCUCUGGGAAUUAGCUCGAGUAGACCACCUUACAACUAUGUGAAAGUGCUUUCUGAAAGAGCUAAGCUGCUGGGAGGCACUGAGCUGCUCCAGCUGGGGAGCGCUGUGACAAAAAGACAACCAAAAAGCUCCUUGGCGGGGCUGUUUUCCUUUGCUUUUUCUUCAUGAGAAAAAGAGGAAAAACAAGGUCGUGAUGCCACGUGUAUGGCAAUGCCUUCUUGACCCAACACGUAUGCAAUUUUCUAACACUACUAAUUCCUAGUGGAGUCUGGAUGUGUUGGCAGUUGGUCUGCCCUGGGUGCUGCUAGUUCUAAGGCAAAUCCUGUCAAGGAGCGGUGUUGGCUGUUCCGUUUUCAGGCUGGUUAAUAACAGACUAACCCAGUGCUGUCGUGUUUCACUUUUCAUGACCUGAAACUGUAGGGUGUCGUUAUCUCUUCAAGGAAUUGCUUGCCUAGAGAGUUUGAAGCUUCAAGAGGAUCUUUACGGUGACUUUGACGUGAACAGCAGAGGAAGCAGGACGAGAACACACAAGUCAGAUGGGCUCCAGAGUUACACGUUAAGCCUUCAGUCAGAACUUGCUCCAUCCCUAGUAGGAGAACUAUAGAUACAGUUAAAUUAUUAAAUUGGUGCUUAGCAUUAGUGCAUUCAGUUGAUAAUUCUUUCUUCUGCGUUUGUAGAGGGAACUCUUAGGAGUCAUUAAACUGCAAUCUCUACUUUUUGGUUCCCCCC